Iphiclides podalirius (scarce swallowtail) is the source of this 2748-nucleotide messenger RNA. The record is from the annotation of a GenBank genome assembly. NCBI's taxonomy places the organism in Eukaryota, Metazoa, Arthropoda, Insecta, Lepidoptera, Papilionidae.
AUGGAAUAUUUUGGAGAUCAAGAGAAUGACUACCAGCACGUAAUUGAUACUCUGAUCCAGGCCUUUGGACAAGUGUUUAGUAAGGAUGUGAUUGCUGCAAUAGUUGAAAGCUGCGGCGGUGAUUUGAAUGAAUCAGCUAAUGCAAUCAUGAAUAUGGAUGAUGAUAAUAUAAAACAGGAUGGUUAUCAAGCUCAGGCCACAAUAAAUGAAUCGCAAUAUCAUGCUACAAAUCAACAGCCUGCUUGCACAAGUCACGAUGUCAUGAAUCAUUAUAUAGAAAUGGAAAAGCAAUUAGAAGAAUUUGCUAAAGUUGAAGAAGAGUGGGAAAAAGGGGAAACAUGGUAUGACGAUUCACAGACUGCCCUAGUUAAUGUAACUGGAGAAGAUCAUUUGGAUAAUUACCUAAAAGAGUCUAAGCCUCAAAGAAAAGGCAAAAAUGAACAAUCACAGUUUAUUAAUUCAAAAUCUGAUGAAUUAGAAUCAUAUGAUUCGAACUCUGAGAAAAUUAAAUCUAGUAAUUCAGUUUGUGAAAAGUCAGCAUUAAAUGACUCUGAUUCUGAAAAAUUAUCAGAAUCUCCCGAUUCUAAUAGACCCAAUAUCGAAUGUUUCAAACCCACUGUAGAAAAUGAAGAAAUAGUAUCAAAUGAAGAAAUUAUGUAUGUGGAGUCUCAGGAUUGGACAAAAAUAUCGAUGUUCAUGUCACCAUGGGAAAGCGAAAGUAAGUCGGACGAUAUAAAAUCAAUGAUUGAAGUUGAGAAAGUUACUAGCAGCACCUGUGUGGAAGUCGGUGAUACAGAUAUAAUGAAUGCAACAAAACCGUACAAAAUAUUGGCAACUACGUCAAGAGAUAUAAAUUUAAAUUGGCACAUAGCAUUAUGUGAAGAGAAAAUUCCUGAAAAGCGGAUGUUGGAUAAAAGUACUAUGACAAAUGAACAGGCAUUAACUGAACUUGUUCGAUGCAAAAAUGAAGAAAAACACUUCAUUGCCUUUAGAAAAAUGUUUAAGCACAUAGGAAAGUCUGAUUUAAGGGAUGUAUUUGAUCGUUGUUGUGGAGACGUAAACUGGGCGGUGAGUAUUGUGCUUGAUGGAAUGGCUACCAAACAGUUAUCAGUUGUAGAUGACGAUGAUUUGUCUGCAUCUGAUGAUGAAAUUACAGAGCAGUGCGAGUGUUUGGCCGCAUAUGAUAUAAUACCGGAUAAAUCAGUACCUAGUGUAAGUACCGAUUCAGAAUGUUUCUCAGAAAGAAUGUCUGUAAAUACACCAAUUAAACAACGAAGAAUGAAAAAAGAUGUAUCUGAAACUUCUAUUGAAUUGAAGAAACAAAUAGAAAAAAACUUUGUCAUACCAGACAAUCAUUAUUCCGAAAAUUUUCUCAAGAUUAGAAAAUUCCGUCGAGGCGAAAAGCACGAUCAUAAAAUCGAUGUUGCUAAAAAUGCGGAAAACGACGCUAAACCUGCUGAAUCUCCUGGGGACGAAGUAUUUCCAAGCACUUCUGAUGGCGACAAUGAAGCUUCGACAAUUGCUGAUGAUAGAAUUUAUUCUGAUACUGAAGACAGCGACGGUGCUAAUUCUGACAGUGAAUACGUGGAAAAAACUGUUACUGUUGAUUUAAGCACUUCGUUAGUCAGUCAACUUGAUGAAUUUUUUGGUAGAAAAGGCGCCGAGUAUCCAUCCCAUAUAUCACACAAAGUUAACCUACCAGUAGGUGUCUUGAAUGAAAUCAACGCUCUGUGGAUGGAAUCCUUGAUGGAUCAGUUAGAUCAAUUAUCAAAACAGACUGAGUUUAUGAUAAAGCAAGAUGAAGAUUUAGCGAGACAAUUAGCCAUCAAAGAAUCUGAAUUAGCCCAUGCUGGUAAAGAACCGGAAGUACCAGAUUUCAAAGAGAUAAUGGAUAUAGAAUUUGCGCUUUCAUUGUACCAGAAAGAUGUGGCGGAAUGGCGCAAUAAGGAGCCUAAUGAUCUAGCCGCCAAACUUACGCGGGAAAAGUUAUUCAAUGCGUUCCCAGAUAUUCCCCCCAAUGUUUUGUCUGAACUAUUGAUGGCACACAAUAACAACUUCGUAGAAACCGUAGAGGGCCUAUUAGUGUCAACGGGCAAAACGGAGGUUCUAGAGAAGAAAAAUGGUGUUAACAAAUUUAUAAUGAUGAAAGAAAUGGAGCAAAAAAUGAAGAUGGUUCAAGAAGAAAAACAGGCUUUGUCCGAAGUCGAAUGGCCGCUUUUGCCGCCAGUUGAGAAUGUGGAAAUGUCUGUGGUCAACAAGUACCGCAAAGAGGCAGAAAAGCACCUAGCGAAGAGGAACAUCGUGUAUCAAAAGGCACGCGAAUAUAUGAGUCGAGGUAUGACCGACGUAGCCAGCUACUACUCAGAAGUCGCCGCUUUGCACAAACGUCAUUUCGAGUAUGCCAAUUCGUUAGCUGCAGCUUCACUCAUACAGGUGCACGCAACCAAAAGCCCCGACAACUCCAUCGUCGACCUGCACUACAUGCGCGUGAACGAGGCGCGCGAGAGCGUCGACCUAUUCCUCGACGCGCACAUCCAGAAGCUGCAAGAGAGGCAGCGGAAGGGCGAGACGAAGAACCGCACGCUGUUCAUAAUAACAGGCAGGGGCCUGCACAGCAACGGCCAGCCGAAGCUCAAGCCGGCGGUCAAGAGGAGACUCGCCGAGAGGGGAAUCGCCUUUAGGGAGCGCAACCCGGGCCUGCUCGCGAUCAAAGUGCACGCGGGACACCAAUUGUCCUAUCAGGUUGCC